Notolabrus celidotus (New Zealand spotty) is the source of this 3352-nucleotide messenger RNA. RefSeq names its product VPS51 subunit of GARP complex (gene vps51). The transcript has 11 exons. NCBI's taxonomy places the organism in Eukaryota, Metazoa, Chordata, Actinopteri, Labriformes, Labridae. The coding region runs from base 233 to 2722 and encodes 829 amino acids. The record is from RefSeq and is a predicted model, not a curated record. Gene Ontology annotation, biological process: Golgi vesicle transport; lysosomal transport; endocytic recycling. Gene Ontology annotation, cellular component: EARP complex; membrane; GARP complex.
ACAUUUUCUAGCUAGCUGCUUGUGUUGAAGACAGAAAUAUGACAGUCUCUAAGUAGCAAUUGUCAAAAGCCUAAUUAUUGACAGCAAACACCUGACCUGUAAGAAUACUACUCUCAGUGAAGCGGGAUUUUUUAUCGUUUGUUGCAGCCUCUCUCGCGGCUACACGCUCGUCACCUUUGUUUACCGUCAUUUCAUUUGUACAUUUCUCAGCUGGUCGGUGGACAGUAACGUGAUGGACGGUGAUGUGGAUGGCCCGGUGGGGGAGGACUCCGGCAGGAGGCGCAGGGUGCACGGCAUGCUGAAGAUGUACUACGGGCUGAACGAGGAAGGAAAGGCCGAGGAAAAGCCGGAGUCUCUGGAUCCCUGCGACAUCAACGGGCCGCAUUUCGACCCCGAGCUGUUCCUCAACAAGCUCAGGAGAGAGUGCUCUCUUGCGGAGCUGAUGGAUCAGGAGACCUGCAUGGUGAAGCAGAUCCGCUCUUUGGACAGUGAUAUGCAGACUCUGGUGUAUGAAAACUAUAACAAGUUCAUAUCUGCAACAGACACUAUUAGAAAAAUGAAGAAUGAUUUCAAAAAGAUGGAGGAUGAAAUGGAUUGCCUGUCUGCGAACAUGGCAGCAAUCACUGAGUUCAGUGCCAGUAUCAGUGGUACUCUUCAAGACCAGCAUGCACAGAUCACUAAGCUUUCAGGGGUUCACACUCUGUUGAGGAAGCUGCAGUUUCUCUUUGAGCUGCCUGCCAGAUUAAAUAAGUGUCUGGAGCUGCAGGCCUACGCUCAGGCUGUGAGAUCUCACCGCCGUGCCCGCUGUGUGCUGCAGCAGUACAGCCACCUGCCCUCUUUCAAGGGGAUCCAGGAUGACUGUCAUGCCAUCAUGGACAAGCUGGCACAGGAGCUUAGGCAAAAGUUCAGGGAUGGUGGCUCAAGUGCUAAAGAUUUAUCGGAGUGUGUUGAGCUGCUGCUUCAGUUGGAUGAGCCAGCUGAAGAGCUCUGUGAUAAAUUCCUGAGCCAUGCACGCUCCCGACUUGAGUUGGACCUACAGGGUCUGGAAGCAGAGAUAAGACCGUACCCGUCCACCUCAGCCAUAAAAGAUGUAUCUGCACUUCGGUCGUCAUCUGCAGCCGCUGGAUCUUCCACAGAUAACUCCCCUAAAACUAGCGCCUUACCUUCACCCACCUCAAACACUGACAUAUUGGAAUUCAUUGACAGAGGCUGCAAUGAAUUUGUCAGCAGCUUAUGUUUAGUUAUUACAUCCUAUCAGGAGCUAUUCAUCAACCAUGCUCAGACAGGUGAGCUAGCAACUAAAAAUAUUCCACAGAUGGCGACUGGCAAACUGCACUCCUUUGUGGAUGAUCUGGCUGCACGGUAUUUCUCUCUGGUGGAGCGGAGGAUACAAGAGGAGAAAGGAGUAGCAGAUAACUCACUCCUGGUCCGCGCUCUCGACCGCUUCCACCGCAGACUACAGGCAGUAGCCAAGCUGCUGCCGGGCUCCGCAGUACCAAACCAGGGGACUGAGAUAGUGAUACGGGCGGCGACAGAGCGGGUCAAGCAAUAUCUCUCUGCCCUGCAGAGUUUCUACAUGGACAGCUUGACAGAUGUGCGGCAGGCCCUGGCCACGCCUCGGCUCGUUAGCGCUUCAGUUUCUGGAGGUGGGACUCUUCUUGGGGGAUCUGCCUCCAGCAGAGAUGCUCCGACCAGCCUGCCAGAGCUGCUCUCCUCCCUGUCAGCCUCCAUCCUUAAUCAGAUAAAGUCAGUGCUGGCAUCUGUGCAUCUCUUUACAGCUAAAGACAUCACUUUUUCCAACAAGCCGUACUUUAAGGGUGAAUUCUGCAGUCAGGGUGUGCGGGAGAGCCUGGUGGUGAACUUUAUAAAGUUUGUGUGCCAGUCUUCUCGGCAGUUUUGUGAGAGCGCAGGAGAUAAAGGAGGUUCGACUCCUCCAGCCCUUCUGCUGCUGCUGAGCCGCCUCUGCCUGGACUAUGAAACCUCAACCAUCUCCUACAUACUCACUCUCACAGAUGAACAGUUCCUUGUGCAGCACCACAGUCCGGUAACACCUGUUACAAGUUUAUGUGCAGAAGCAAGGGAGGCAGCACAGAAACUACUGAACCAUUAUGUAAAGGUCCAGGGACUUAUAAUCUCCCAAAUGUUGAGAAAGAGUGUUGAAACACGAGACUGGGUUAACACCAUCGAGCCUCGAAAUGUCCGUGCAGUGAUGAAGAGAGUGGUGGAGGACACUACCUCGAUCGAUGUGCAGGUUGGUCUCCUGUAUGAAGAGGGUGUGAGGAAAGCACACAGCAGUGACUCCAGCAAGAGAACUUUCUCUGUCUACAGCAGCUCCAGGCAGCAAGCUCGCUAUGCUGCCAGCUACACCCCGAGCGCUCCCAUGGAUACUAAUCUACUGAGCAACAUACACAAGCUGUUCUCGGAGAGGAUUGACAUCUUCAGUUCAGUAGAGUUCAACAAGGUCUCUGUGAUGACAGGAAUUAUAAAAAUCAGUUUAAAAACAUUCCUGGAGUGCGUCCGCCUGCGCACGUUUGGCCGAUACGGCCUGCAGCAGAUCCAGGUUGACUGCCACUACCUACAGAUGUACCUGUGGAGAUUUGUCUCAGAUGAAAACCUUGUUCACUUCCUGCUUGAUGAGAUAGUGGGAAGCUCCGCCCACCGCUGCCUGGAUCCCGCCCCAAUGGAGCAGAGUGUGAUUGAGGUCAUCUGUGAACGAGGUUAAAGCUCGAAGUGCAGAACAGUUUCAAACACUGUUACACAAAAAUAGUCUGAAUGUCAAUACUCACUGAAACCCUGCAUCCAAAAUCCACCAGCCCUUGUGUUACAUUACAGCUCCAUGUGAAAAUGAUGAUUCAGAUUAAUGUGAUGAAUUGAAAUGUUGUGCACAGAUACUCAAACUACACUAAGAAGAAACAAAUAACACUUGGCUGUUAUGUUAUAAGAACUCACAACUUCACUGUCAGCAAAUGUGGGUCAAAGCUUCAUCACACUCCACGCACUUGCCUUACAAAGUGCACAAAAAAUCUCUAGUACUUGGUAUUAAUAUUCUAGGAGUCAUUUACAAACCAUGAAAUAUUAGAAGAGAAACUUUGUGAUCUCCUCCGUCUGCAAAAAAUAAGAAUGAAUUAUCCAUGAUACAGGUUGAACUUUUCCAAGCUUUUAUCCCCUGAAGGAAGCUUGUAUAAUGUGAAUGCAGUGUAUGAAUAAGUAAAGAGAAAAGUUAUGUGUUGUGGAAAUCUCAUGUAUUAAAAUUAAAUGCUUUUAGGGGCCUUUUUUGAAUAAUUUGCAAUCUGAAUGUCAUCUGAUUAUGUAAUCUGUCUAACACUAAAAUAAAUAAUACAGAUUUACGGUG